GGACACGGUCCUCGCCAGUGUACGUAUGACGUCACAGUGACGCCCCUCCAAACGGUGCCAAGCCAAGAUGGCGGCGCUCAAAUCUUCACAACUCCAAACCAGCAGAAAACUUGAUUUAUUGAAAAAGUUACAGUUCAAGGUCAUGUGCGUUGGCAUGGGAACAGUAAACCGAGCUGGGGCAGCGUGUGUGUUCCUCUGGUGAAACAACACAACAAAGUCGCACAUUUUUGGAGCCCAGCAGGUGAGGGCCAUAAGGUCACAGCAAUGGUCCAACAAUGCAGUGAAGUGGAAAUCAAAACCCUGCAAGCGACUUCACCUCCAUGUCGACACAGUGUCCACCUUCCUGUUAUCAAUCCUGAUAGACUAAAGACAGCCAAGGCCAUUGUGCACCAAACUGUCAAGUUACAUAAGGUGUUCUCAGUGCAGGGCCCGUACCCUGUCAUUCGGGCUGCACUGAGGGCCAGAGGCUGGGUGGAAAAGCGGAUUUGUCACCCUCAUCACCACACCUCCAAGCGUCCUGUUAAAGAGACCAGCUGUAAUGAUGCCGGUGGCACUGAGGGUGAAGAUGAUGGUGACCAAGAGCAGGAUCCAGACGGACUGUAUGGUCUGAUGUCUCGCCUGGUGCGCAAUGAAAUAGUUUAUUUCUACUGGACAAACAGGAGAGACGCCAUCAACACCAGCAUCUUGCAGAAAGAUCAGAUCAUCAAUCAUUUUGCCAAAGCAGGCAGUUUCACCACCAAGGUGGGAUUGUGUGUCAACCUGAGGAGCCUCCACUGGUUUGACUCAGCCGACCCAGACACAUUCUUUCCUCGCUGUUACCGACUCGGAGCACGGGAUGAAAAGCAUGCUUUCAUCGAGGACUACAGGAGGACAGCCUGCACCAGUCUUCUGAAGUACAUUGUGGAGAGAGUGCAGCAUGUACACAAAAAGAGAAUAAAUGAUCCCAUUCGAGGUAAAAACAUUUUAUCAUGUGGGUCAGAGCAGAGCUUUGUGUCAUUGUCUUUUUCCAUUUCAGAACCAUCAGAACCUGUGAUUAUUCCCAAAAUGAUCAACACAGCUCUCAAAGUGUGCCAGGCUUUUCUCGAGAGUUUAGAGCAUGCUGACAUUGACACCAGCUUGGACCCGUAUCAAUCCCUUACAAAGGAGGAGUGGGAGGAGUUUAUUGACAGCUACUAUUUGGUUGUUCAUGGAAGUGCCCAGAUUGAUAUCAGUGAUCAGUCAGUUGGCCGCUGCAAGGCCAUGCUGCAGAGGCUGGCCAUGGUCAGUCCACAGCUGGACACAGAUGGCAUACACAACAUCUGGAUCAUCAAGCCUGGAGCCAUGUCCAGAGGCAGAGGUAUCAAAUGUGCCAAACGUUUGAAUGAGAUCCUCAGUGUGGUGGACAGUGAUCCAGCUCUAAUCAAGGAAAGCAAAUGGGUGGUCCAGAAAUACUUGGAGUCUCCCUUCCUGGUGGAAGGCACCAAGUUUGAUGUACGCCAGUGGUUUCUGGUCACAGACUGGAACCCUCUCACUGUGUGGUUUUAUAGAAAGUGCUACUUGCGCUUCUCUACACAGCCUUAUUCAGUGGACUCGAUGGACAACUCUGUGCACCUGUGCAAUAAUUCCAUUCAGAAGCAUCUGAGGCCUUCUCAUCACCGCCAUCCAAGCAUCCCGGAAGACAACAUGUGGUCAGAUGACCAGUUCAAGACCUUUCUGUCCAGUCGGGGUUCCCAAGCUCAGUGGGAGGAUGUGGUGGUCCCUGGGAUGAAGAAGGCUAUCAUCCACGCAUUGCAAACAACACAAGAUCUUGUCGAUUCCCGCAAGAACACGUUUGAGCUCUAUGGCGCUGACUUCAUGUUAGGCCGUGACUUACAUCCAUGGCUGAUUGAAAUCAAUGCCAGUCCGACCAUGGCUCCCUCGACACCCAUCACAGCUCGUCUUUGUGCAGCUGUGCAGGAGGACACACUACGUGUGGUCCUGGACAGGAGAGCAGACAGAUCAGCACACACGGGAGACUUUGAGCUCAUAUAUCACCAGGCAGCAGUAGUCGUACCACAGUAUGUAGGAGUCAACCUACUCAUUGAAGGCUUCAGGCUAAAGUGUUCCCGUCUGCUUCCUCCUCUGAGGCCUCUCGACCAUUCAGCCCCAAAGUAUCGUGUCAAGGUCAAGAAGGAGAUGUCUUCAGAAAAAUUAAAGCCUUUACCCAAAGUGGUAAAGAGUGCUGAUACGCCAGUAAAAAACAUGACAGGCAAAGUUCUUCGUCUUCCUCCUGCUUCUUCCCAGCCACCAGUGCCUAUCCCUAUUGAAACAUUCACUCUUCAGCUGCCCAAGACUGGCCACAGGUCCAUCCAUGUACCGCUUAAUGCUUGCUCACAUUCUGUCUUUCUGUGGAGAAGGAGCUUGGAAUUAAGACCUCUUCUGUGAAAGCCCGACCUAGCGCCACAGAAAAGAAGGUCUGACCAUUAACUAACAUGUUUCACUUGUAAGAAACAGCACCAACACAACCUGUGAUGGAGAUUGGACACAUUUUUUUCAAAGGGGUUUUACCUUACUCUGAAGUCAGAAUGUAAUGUUUGGCAAUUUCAGUUCGUUAGUCAUUCGUUGUCCAUCAUGUUGACAAUACAGACAAUUGUUACUCAGAAACAGUUUUUUUUUCUUAAUAUCCCUCAAGACAUGGUGCCCAGAGAAACUGUUUUUAUGUGUUGAUAUUGUUUCAGACGCUGUGUCAAUGGUGCAAGUCCAUUCAAUUGAAAUGUGAAUCUCAGAAGAUUUACAUAAAUAUGGCAUGAUGUUAAAGUGAAUCCAUACCAUCAUCAUUCUAAAUCAUGUCA
This is a messenger RNA of Dunckerocampus dactyliophorus (ringed pipefish), 2810 nucleotides long. Its product is annotated as tubulin monoglycylase TTLL3-like. NCBI's taxonomy places the organism in Eukaryota, Metazoa, Chordata, Actinopteri, Syngnathiformes, Syngnathidae. The coding region runs from base 265 to 2403 and encodes 712 amino acids. Gene Ontology annotation, cellular component: cilium. The record is from RefSeq and is a predicted model, not a curated record. Gene Ontology annotation, molecular function: protein-glycine ligase activity, initiating. The transcript is spliced from 14 exons. Gene Ontology annotation, biological process: cilium movement; cilium assembly; protein polyglycylation.